AUGGAACUUAUGAGCGUAUUGCGCGCACCUUGGUGGAGGUUUUGGGCGAUUUACCUGCUUGCUGGACUGGAAGCUUGGGCUAUUUGGCGCAACUGGCCGUGGUUCUUGCCAUUCACCGUUUACGUGCUGGUACCGUUGCUUGACUUGCCAGAGCGCAACUCAUGGAAACCCUCAGCGGAAACUGCACUAUUCCGCCUACCACUUACUCUGUGGCUCCCUGUGCAAACGCUCGUAAUUCUACUGCUAAGCUGGCGGGUAGCGAGGAUCAGCCCAGCCUGGGCACCGUUGCAGACGUUCCUUUGGGCGCUCUCACUGGGCAUUGUCAUGGCUCUCGGUAUCAAUGUCGCACACGAACUGAACCACAAGAUGCACGUCAUGUACCGUUUGUUAGCGCGAUGUCUGCUGAUUAUGGCCGGGUAUGGGCCGUACGCCGUAGAGCAUAACCGUGGGCAUCAUAAGAAUGUAGGACUUGCGCAUGAUCCAGCCACCGCACGACCUGGGGAGUCGUUCUACCGCUUCCUGCCUCGAGCAGUUCGGGGAGUUGUGAUGUCUCCACGGACCUGGCCCGAUGCGCGUGAGCGCAUUUUGCUGGACACGCUGGCGUAUGGUUUCAUUCUUCAGCUAUUCGCUUUUGCGUGUACACUACCGUGGCCAGCAACUGAAACCAUGAUCGAAACUAGCCGACGAUCGAGGUACGUCCAUGGUUUAAUGGUUUAUCUGAUUGGUUCCGCAUUCGGGGUUUUCCAGCUAGAGCUCGUGAACUAUGUCGAGCAUUAUGGAUUACAACGCAUGUCGCCUGAGGAGCCGGUCACUGCCCAACACUCGUGGAAUAAUCACCACUGGCUCAGUGGCUGCCUCCUUUUCAAGCUUGAGUAUCACAGUGAUCACCAUUUACAUGCUGCACGCUGGUACUCCCGGCUGGAAAACCGACCAGAGGAAUGGCCGCAGCACCCGGCGGGACUUCCGGCGAUGAUGCUUCUGGCGCUGGUGCCCCCGCUCUGGAUGGCUGUCAUGGAUCCUCGCGCCAAGCGUAUCAGAACAGCAACAGCUUCGAUACCACGAUCAUGA
Molecule: messenger RNA, 1068 nt
Organism: Cyanidioschyzon merolae strain 10D
Lineage: Eukaryota; Rhodophyta; Bangiophyceae; Cyanidiales; Cyanidiaceae
Product: similar to alkane 1-monooxygenase
Exons: 1
Coding region: 1-1068 (355 amino acids)
Biological process (GO): lipid metabolic process
Molecular function (GO): oxidoreductase activity
Source: RefSeq, a predicted model, not a curated record